Grosmannia clavigera kw1407 is the source of this 936-nucleotide messenger RNA. RefSeq names its product histidine triad nucleotide-binding protein. Gene Ontology annotation, cellular component: nucleus. Lineage: Eukaryota; Fungi; Ascomycota; Sordariomycetes; Ophiostomatales; Ophiostomataceae. The transcript has 2 exons. Bases 1 to 936 code for a protein of 311 amino acids. The record is from RefSeq and is a predicted model, not a curated record. Gene Ontology annotation, biological process: single strand break repair; double-strand break repair. Gene Ontology annotation, molecular function: single-stranded DNA binding; double-stranded RNA binding; single-strand break-containing DNA binding.
AUGGCCAAUACAGCUCAGACCAAGCAUGACAAGGACGCUGUCGCAGAGACAACCUCAUCUGAUUUAGCAGAGGCAACGGCAACGAAGAAGCGCAGGGACACAAACAAUGCAUUUUCUGAACUGAUGAGGCCCAAGCGACCGAAGCUGGACACCCCUGCCAGUACUACCGGCCGUCACCACAAUCGCUUCUUCGCUGGCAGUGACGGUCUCGGCGUCUACAUUAGCGAUCCGGCCGCGCACCUGAUGGACGGCCCGGCUGCUACUGCAGACGGCGGAUCAGCCAGCGGCAGCCGCGGUAGCCGCGUCAUCUUCUUCACAGCCGACUUUGUGGCCAUUCACGACUUGUACCCCAAGGCCACGGUACACUGUCUGCUGCUGCCGCGCGACCGACGCUUCAACCGACAGCACCCGCUGGAGGUUCUCAGCCGCCAGAGCGACGAGGCGGCCAGCCGGUUUCUUGCCGGCCUCCGGGCCGCGGCCGAGCAGCUGCGGACGAUUGUGGCUGCUGAGCUGCGGCGACAGCUGGGAGCCGGGAGCGCACAGGACGCAGCGCGGGAGGCAUUUAUGAGAGGAGAGGGCAUGGACGAGGACGGCGAGGGAGAAGUCGGGGGAGAUCCGCCACCUGGCCGAGACUGGGCGGCCGAGGUCCUCGUCGGCGUGCACGCCCAUCCCAGCAUGAGCCACCUGCACGUACAUGUGCUAUCGCGAGAUAUGCACAGCGACCGGUUGCGCAACAGCUCGCACUACAACUCGUUCACAACGCCUUUUUUCGUACCGCUGGACGCCUUCCCGCUCGCGGCGUCGGACCCUCGACACAGUUCUGACUCUCUGCACCAGAGCAUGGCGUGCUGGCGGUGCGGACGGCAGUUUGGCAACCGGUUCGCGGACCUCAAGCGGCACCUGGAACAGGAGUUCCAGGCAUGGAAGCGCGAAUGA